AGUAAUAGUACUCGAUGGACAUCAGAAAUGUACUCGUAGGGUGUGUCGGUUUGAAGAUGAAUAUAUGGAAAGUACUGAGCUUGGUCCCAUUCAAACUGGCUGCCAGUUUACACCAUCAUAUAAAUCCAAGUAUUGUGAAUUACAUCAACAUCUUGCAUCGAAAACAAACACUAGCUUUCACGAGGACAAUCUUAGUGACGUGUCUACAGAAUAUGAGUAUGAUUGCGAAGACCAGCAGUCAAUUGUACAAAAGGCUUCAUCAGCUACAAAAGCAACAAAAAAAAUAUCUGACAUGAAUAUCAGCAUAAGUGUGACCGAACCCAUGCAAACAUUUGAUAAAGAACAGGCAUCGGAGGAAAUUUUUACAAAUGAAUGUGAAACGUUAAAGUCAAAAAACGAAAGUAAAACCAAACAACGGCGGAGUUGUGGAGCUAUUGCAGCAGUAUUUAACUGUGGCAUUAUUUUCGGUUUAGCUGAAUUAUUUCGAUCUGAGUCUAUCAAACAAGUUUACCAAUUUAUGGCUAAUAUAUUUGAUGGAAGAGAAGAUUUAUUACCUAAUGUGGUCUGCUAUGAUGAUGCUUGCCAUCUUAGUCGUUUUUCAUGGAAUACCAAAAAGAAUGUAAAACAUGCAACGAAACCAUCACAAAAAUUAGCCCAAAUGGAUUUUACGGUUGAUAAGUUUCACAUUAAGAACCAUAAAGAUCCUUGGUGUCUUAAACAUAUGGACCCUUAUCAACAUCCAGCAGUAGAUACGGUCAAUACAGGAGCUUGUGAACAGAUCUUUCGAUGGAUGGCUCUCUAUAAAAAUAUUUUCCGUAGUUUAAACCAUUCUUGA
Didymodactylos carnosus is the source of this 835-nucleotide messenger RNA. The record is from the annotation of a GenBank genome assembly. Lineage: Eukaryota; Metazoa; Rotifera; Eurotatoria; Philodinida; Philodinidae.